Messenger RNA from Ictidomys tridecemlineatus (thirteen-lined ground squirrel), 824 nucleotides. Its product is annotated as gamma-crystallin C. Gene Ontology annotation, molecular function: structural constituent of eye lens. The record is from RefSeq and is a predicted model, not a curated record. Gene Ontology annotation, biological process: visual perception; lens development in camera-type eye. Lineage: Eukaryota; Metazoa; Chordata; Mammalia; Rodentia; Sciuridae.
CACAGAGCAGCACAUACAGGACAGCGUUAGAAUAUACCAGAGAAAGAGGGCAAAUCUUUAAUCACUGCCCCUGAAUGCAGCGUGCAAAAGGGAUCCAUAAAAUCCCCUUAUCACCCUCCCCGGCCCCUUUUGUGUUUUCCUGCCAACGCAGCAGGCCUCCUGCUAUAUAGACCUACUGGGGCUGGCCGCUUCCAAUGUACUGAGCUCGCAAGGUCUGUGUCAACCGGCCAUGGGGAAGAUCACUUUCUACGAGGACAGGAGCUUCCAGGGCCGCUGCUACGAGUGCAGCAGCGACUGCCCCAACCUGCAGACCUACUUCAGCCGCUGCAACUCCAUCCGCGUGGACAGCGGCAGCUGGAUGCUCUAUGAGCGUCCCAACUACCAGGGCAACCAGUACCUACUGCGGCGCGGGGAAUACCCCGACUACCAGCAGUGGAUGGGCCUCAGCGACUCCAUCAGCUCCUGUCGCCUCAUCCCCCAACAGGCAGGCUCCCACCGGAUACUGCUAUAUGAGAGGGAAGACCACAAGGGCCUCAUGGUGGAGCUAACCGAGGACUGCUCCUGCAUACAGGACCGUUUCCACCUCAAUGAGUUUCCCUCCCUCCAUGUGCUGGAGGGCUGCUGGGUCCUCUAUGAGAUGCCCAACUACAGGGGACGGCAGUAUCUACUGCGGCCCCAAGAGUACAGGCACUACCAGGACUGGGGAGCCGUGGACGCUAAGGCAGGCUCUUUGAGAAGGGUGGUGGAUUUAUACUAAAAUAGGUUAACACUUCCAUUUUCUCAUUUUGGAACCUAAUAAAGUAUUUAGUCUGUAUUGUCGGCAA